AUGACAAAUGCAAGAUUCUCUAGUUUGAUAUUACUUACUUUUAUCUUAUAUGUGAAUAUUGUUGUUCUAAUUGUUUCUACCAGCGGAUACAUGGCACCAGAGUAUACUCCUGAUGGACAAUUUUCAAUCAAAUCAGACGUUUUCAGCUUUGGUGUUUUACUAUUGGAGAUUAUAUGUGGGAACAAAAAUAGAGCACUUUAUCAUGAAAACAAGACACUUAACCUUGUUGGCUAUGCAUGGACAGUUUGGAAAGAAGGAAAAGCGUUAGAGUUGAUUGAGUUAAGAAUAAAGGAAUCAUGUGUUGUGUCAGAGGUAUUGAGAUGCAUUCAUGUGAGUCUGUUGUGUGUGCAACAAUACCCGGAGGACAGGCCUACAAUGACAUCUAUAGUUCAAAUGCUAGGUAGUGAAAUGGAAUUGGCUAAGCCUAAAGAGCCAGGGUUCUUUCCAAGGAAAGCUUUUUGUGAUGAAGGAACUCAAAAUGAAAUCAGUUCAAAUGAGGAAUUAACCAUUACAUCGCUUAAUGGUCGGUGA
Molecule: messenger RNA, 531 nt
Organism: Vicia faba (fava bean)
Lineage: Eukaryota; Viridiplantae; Streptophyta; Magnoliopsida; Fabales; Fabaceae
Source: the annotation of a GenBank genome assembly